AUGCGUUCACGAUUACUCUGCGCUCUCCUGCUUUUGGGCUUGCCUCAUUUAGACGGAAAAGACCCAGAACUACCGCUAUGCCCAACCAAUAUACAAUUCUUUCCUCAAAAUCUUCCAAUGCAUUGCCGAAUGCCUACUGCUGCGGACUUACAAAAUAUUCAACAUUUACCGAAUCCCACUUUACCACCGUUCCCACCCCCGUUUUACCAAAGUCCUCUUCCUGGGCCAGGUAUGCCGGUGCCAGGGCCAGGUAUGCCGGUUCCUGGGCCGAUGCCGAUGCCUUUCCCUGGCGCGAUGCCGUUGCCAGGAGGAAUACCGAUGCCUAUGCCGGGUCUACCGGGACCGGCCCACAAGCUUCCCGUCAUAGUUAUGCCCUUUUAUUCCCCCGAUACGUCCUUCAAGAAGCCACAGCGGCCUCCCGUUAGACUGGAUCCUAGAAAAAAGUACCGCAUUAGAAAGAGACGCCCACGUAAGCAUCGACAUUUAUCCACCACAGACGAGAGCUCUGAAACAGAUACAUCUUCGAACGGAGUUACGGAUACAUCCGAAGACGAAGGAUGGUGGGCGAGAAGACACGGUACGAGCGGCAGACGAACGAAUAAACACAGGGAGAAGAGGCGCAGACAUCAAAGGCAAGAGUUACUGACCCCAGUGCUGCAAUACGUGACCAAGGACGGUUACGUGAUUUUCGAAAAAAAGAUCAGUAGGGGCGAGGCGACAGACUGGCUUCAAGUCAAAGCUGAGGAUAACGUCGAGGCCACAACUUAUUCCAAACAGGAGAUUGAUGAAUUUGUCGAUGUGGAAAAAGAAGAGGUAAAACAUGACAAAGAGAAGGCGGAAGUUAGAACUGAAAGAAAUUCACAGAAACAUCACAAGCGAAAAAAAUACAAAAUGUCAAAGAAAGUGGAGGAAUAG
This is a messenger RNA of Leptosia nina, 915 nucleotides long. Lineage: Eukaryota; Metazoa; Arthropoda; Insecta; Lepidoptera; Pieridae. The record is from the annotation of a GenBank genome assembly.